AUAAAUGUUUCAAAGUUUGAAAGUUCGAUUUUCGAAGUGUUAAGUCAAGUCAAGUAUUUUUCAAAAUUUUGUUGAAUAAAUGCUGCAAAUAUUUCAUGCACACCACCACCAUUACCAACUUCUAGAAAGUAAAUUGUACUAGUCUAUUUCACCACCUGAAUCGGUGUUGACAUGGCUCACUAGAGCAUCGGUUUUGGUAUCGAAAUAAGCUUUCUUUCAGACGCGAAUUAGCAAAAAUGAGUUUUGCGUGGGUUUUGAGCAAUUUGGACUUCUGUGCGUCGGUAACUAGAUGUAAACCAGAGAAAUGCACGUUUGGUUGCUAUUGAUGUCUGUUUUUCUCACACAAUCACAUUACAUCAGCAAACGUCAUAAAUAAACGUUAUAACAUCGAAUUUAAAAAUUUGGAAAUGAAACACAUAAAACUGCCGGCUCCAAUUAGGGAGAUUCCAGACCACAAUUGUGCUCUCCCUAUCCACGGCGAAACCUUGGCUUAUCGCAUCCACAGCGGCUUAUUCGUGGGAUUGCGUCGCCGGAUUUGGAAGUGGAAAACAGUCAACAACUCAAUUCCAGAAAGCAAAACAAUUCUCAAGUCCACUGCCCAAAUAUACGUCGAAGAACAACACCAUUUUCAUCGCCAUCCUUGGAUGAUACAUCCCUUCAGUCAAGUUCGUUUCGUGUGGGAAAUGUUUAUGAUUCCAGUUUUUCUCUUAUUGUUUAUUACAAUUCCAUGGGUGAUAUCCACUUCAAAAGUUGAAGGGAAAUUGUUGAUGCUUUUCUACGUAAAGUUUCUUCUCGAUAUCAUAUCCUUCGUGGACAUAAUCCUCAUUUUUUUCACCGGGUAUUACGACGUAAAGCAUCAGAGAAUUGUGUUGGGGUCUAAAGAAAUUGCAAAGCAUUACAUUUGUCGAUAUUUUAUCUUCGAUAUUGUUUCUUCCAUACCGUACCAUAUGAUUCUGCAUUGGCAGCACUAUGACGAAGAUAACAUCUUAGAGAUGCUUAAUUUGCUAAAAAUAGUACGCUUGCCGACACUUGUCAAGUAUUUGUACAAAUUAGGAGAGAGAAUGAAACUUUCGUCUGGCAUAAAGUUUAUUUGCUUCUUCUUAUGGGUCUCAAUUUUAUUAAUUUGGAUAACAUGUCUUGUAUUCUUGGUCAUGAAAAUCGUACAUUCUCGCCCUUUACUCAAGAGAAGAAUUGAGGGGUUUCCGAUGCUUAUGACGUUUUUUCGCAUAGUGAGAUGCACAAUGUUGGUUGGUUUAACUGAGAAAAUCAACACCAGUACUGUGGUGAUGAUUUUCCAAAUCACUGGUCUGGCUAUGGGGGCUAUUUUGCAGAUUGUAAUAUUAGCCAAAUUAAUGCGAAUGUUCCAAAAGCGUUCCAGUUCGAAAAGUAAAUACAAUAAUCUCAUCGAAGAAAUCGGGGAAUACAUGAAAUACAAGGAAUUGCCAACGCAACUGAAAGACAGAAUUCUAAAAUACGUCGACUUCAAGUUCCAGAAGCACAUCUUCCGAGAAGAAGACGUUUUGAGUAACUUAUCCUCCGUUUUGAAGCAAGACAUUUUAAUACAUCGAUGCCAGAAAAUGGUCGAAAAYGUGGAAUUCUUCAAGGAUUUGCCCACUCAUGUCUUYCURAGAAUCGUGACAAAAUUGCGCUCGGAGAUUUUUUUGCCCAACGAUGUCAUCGUUUUGGCCGGAUAUGCCGGACAUGCGAUGUAUUUUAUCUACAUGGGAACGGUUGCUGUUUACACAGGAAACGGAAAAGAGAUUUGUCACUUGGAAGAUGGUAGCCAUUUCGGUGAAAUCGCUUUGGUAAUUAAUGAACCUCGAGUUGCCACUGUGAUCGCCGUCAAAGAAUGCGAAUUGUUCAAGUUGAGUCGAAGAGAUUUUCAAGAGGCAAUUGAACCGUUUCCUGAACUCAACAAAAAAAUUCGACAGUUGGCAAUGAGCAGACUUGAAAGCACUUUGCAAAUUUUGUCGGAGAAUAAUGAGGAAAUUCGAAUAUGGCAUGCUUCGAUGGCGGAGACCGAGGAGGAUGAAAUGAUUGAUACUGUUUCGAUUUAGUUUGGAAAAUAAUGUUAAUUAGUUUUAUACAAUAUAAUAUGACAAAUCCAUGCAGUGUGUUAAAGUAGUAUGAAUAAGUGCUAAAAAGAUUAGAGCGAUUUUUAUAUUUCACUUUGUUUUUACUUAUUUCUCAUAGUUUUUGACAUGUUAUUGUUUUUUUUUUGUUAAAAUUGUUAAAAUACAUACAUACA
Molecule: messenger RNA, 2248 nt
Organism: Tribolium madens (black flour beetle)
Lineage: Eukaryota; Metazoa; Arthropoda; Insecta; Coleoptera; Tenebrionidae
Product: potassium/sodium hyperpolarization-activated cyclic nucleotide-gated channel 2-like
Exons: 4
Coding region: 408-2057 (549 amino acids)
Source: RefSeq, a predicted model, not a curated record